GGCGAGCGCGGAGGCGGAAGUUCCCCACCGGCUUGAGAGGGACGGCGCAGGCACCGUGAGCCACUUGUCAGCGCUGGUCUGAGGCGGAGGGUGCGCCGCGCGUGUCCGGAGUUUCUUUCAUUUUCUAGAACUGCACAUUGAACCCUUGGAACCAUGAGCAACUACAGCGUGUCAUUGGUCGGCCCAGCUCCUUGGGGUUUCCGGCUCCAAGGUGGCAAGGAUUUCAACAUGCCUCUGACAAUCUCUAGUCUGAAGGAUGGUGGCAAGGCAUCCCAGGCACACGUCAGAGUAGGCGACGUGGUUCUCAGCAUUGAUGGAAUCAGUGCACAGGGAAUGACUCAUCUCGAAGCCCAGAACAAGAUUAAGGCUUGUACAAGUUCCUUGAAUAUGACUCUGCAAAGAGCUUCUGCUGCAGCCAAGUCUGAGCCAGUUGCUGUCCAAAAGGGUGAACCUAAGGAAGUAGUUAAGCCUGUGCCCAUUACAUCUCCUGCUGUAUCCAAAGUCACUUCCACAACCAACAUGGCCUACAAUAAAGCACCACGGCCCUUUGGUUCUGUGUCUUCACCAAAAGUCACAUCCAUCCCAUCACCAUCGUCUGCGUUCACCCCAGCCCAUGCCGCCACUUCAUCACAUGCUUCCCCUCCACCUGUGGCCGCUGUCACUCCCCCCACACUUUCUGCAUCCGGACUGCAUGUUAGUGCCAAUCUUAGUGCUGACCAGUGUUCAUCUCCACCAAACACUGGUAAACCUGCAGUUAAUGUCCCACGGCAGCCCACAGUCACCAGCGUGUGUUCCGAGUCUGCUCAGGAGCUAGCAGAGGGACAGCGAAGAGGAUCCCAGGGUGACAUUAAGCAGCAAAAUGGCCCACCAAGAAAACACAUCGUGGAGCGCAACACAGAGUUUUAUCAUAUACCCACUCACAGUGACGCCAGCAAGAAAAGGCUGAUCGAGGACACUGAGGACUGGCGCCCGCGGACUGGAACAACGCAGUCUCGUUCCUUCCGGAUCCUUGCCCAGAUCACUGGGACUGAGCACCUGAAAGAAUCUGAAAAUGACAAUACAAAGAAGGCAAAUAACACCCAGGAGCCGUCUCAGCAAUCCGUGUCAUCUGGAGCUUCACCUCUGAGUGCGUCUGAGGCCCUGGAAAGCCCAGGUUCAAGCAGGCCAGCGGUGGCUGGCCUCAGGUCUGCUGCUGCUUUCAAGCCUGUAGGAUCCACCAGCGUCAAGUCACCAAGCUGGCAACGUCCAAACCAAGCAGCACCUUCUACUGGAAGAAUUUUAAACAGUGCAAGUUCUACAGGUACAGGGGCACCUGUGAACCCAGCUGUUGGGCCACCCCAGCCAGGCGACCAAGACACACUUGUACAAAGAGCUGAGCACAUUCCAGCGGGCAAGCGAACUCCCAUGUGUGCCCACUGCAACCAAGUCAUCAGGGGACCUUUUCUCGUGGCUCUGGGGAAGUCCUGGCAUCCAGAAGAGUUUAACUGUGCUCACUGCAAAAACACGAUGGCCUACAUAGGCUUUGUAGAGGAGAAAGGAGCACUUUAUUGUGAGCUAUGUUAUGAGAAGUUCUUUGCUCCUGAAUGUGGCCGGUGCCAGAGGAAGAUCCUUGGAGAAGUCAUUAAUGCUUUGAAGCAGACCUGGCAUGUGUCCUGCUUUGUGUGUGUGGCCUGUGGAAAUCCCAUUCGUAAUAAUGUUUUCCACUUGGAAGAUGGCGAGCCCUACUGUGAGACAGACUACUAUGCCCUUUUUGGAACCAUAUGUCGAGGAUGUGAAUUCCCCAUAGAGGCCGGGGACAUGUUCCUGGAAGCCCUGGGCUACACCUGGCAUGAUACUUGCUUUGUGUGCUCCGUGUGUUGUGAAAGUUUGGAAGGGCAGACAUUUUUCUCCAAGAAGGACAAGCCACUUUGCAAAAAACAUGCUCAUUCUGUGAAUUUUUGAAAAUCAGCAGAUCCAGGAAAAAGAAGAAAUUUGAAAAAAAAAAAAAAAGAAAAUUAAAAUUUACCAUUUAAUCGUUAGUUUUAAUAUUUAUAUGGAGUUCUAAAAUAGUAAUAGCCCUGAAGGGAUAUGCUCCAACAUUAAAAAUCAAAUCUGAAAAAAAACACUUGGCCUCAGAAAGUCACAGGCAGUUUGACAUUUAUUAUGUCUUGCCAGUAUUUUCUGCCCAUGAAGUAGCCUUUAUAAAAAUCAAUUUCCUGGCUGUUAAGUUCAUCUUAGACUAAAUUAGCAAAGGAUUACAUUUUAGAAUUAAAAUCUCUAGUCUCUAUGCUGAAAUGAUACUGGGGGUGGGUAGUAGCUAUAAGAAUCCACAGAAGGCAAUAAAAGUGACUUAAACCUUAUUAAUAAGAAUAAUCGUUUAAUAAACCCAUUUUAUCUUUAAAAUAGUAAGUAGAAGUUUAAAUAAGUUUUGCGAGUAGGUGGUAUCUUUUUCUGUUUAGUGAGUGAGUGUACUUGCUUUGGCCCUAUCAUUGGUCUUACCUUUCUGUAAGAUGGAAAUUCUUGAUCAAAGUGUGUGAUGCCAGUAGGAGAUUUUGUGAUCUCUUAUGUUCUCCCAGAGGCUGCCAUGUUGCUUAAAGGUCUUCAGAUGAAACAGUUUGUUUGCAUUGUGUAUGGUAGCCUGGUCUAGACUGCCUUGCUUUUCUUCUCUUAUGCUGAGAGGAAGAUAUACCAGUAGCGUUAGAUUCCUUUAGUUUUGUCUCCUUUUUAGAAAAGAGUAGGUAGAAUAUAAAGGAAUUAGGGAAAUGAAGCAAUUGUAAGUAAAAAGUUAAAAGAACUACUUCCCACUUUCAGAUAAUGAACUGAGUGAUUUUUACAACUAUGCCUCUGACUGAAGAUUCGAAAACUCCUUGCCCAGUAAUUUGUUUUGGAUUCAGGAUUAUGAUAAGAUCCAACUGUAUAUUGUUACUAUGGUUUUUUUUGCAUAUUUGGAGUUGUUCUGGGAUUUUGUUUCUUGGGGUUUUUUUGUUUGUUUGUUUGUUUGUUUGGGAUUCUUUUCUGUCAGUAAGUAAAUCCCCUCCAGCUGUGUGAUCGCUGAGAUAGACAACUUUUGUUCUCUGGCGUUUGGUGAACCAUGAUGUAGUUCUCACAUGGUCCUGUCAUCUGUUCUUCAUGAGUGGGCAAAGCGUCGUCAGACACCAUUUGUAGUCAGGAAAGUGGCUGGGAGACAGCCGUGCAGUGUAGCUCACUACCCAGGGAGAAAACAAAUGAUAGCAUUUUAUAUUUUGUUUUUACAAUGAGUAAAAGCCCAUGAUCCUGCUGACUUAUAGUUUAAAUCUGUGGGGACAAGGUGCUUUCCAAAUCCAGAUGGAGUUCCCAGGUUCCUCCUGCCGUGUGUGUGUGUGUGUGUGUGUGUGUGUGUGUGUGUGUGUGUGUGUGUGUCUGUGUGUGUGUUAGAGAGGACAUCUCUUAGACUACAGUAUUUGUUUAACUUUCGUAAAAACUUUCAAGGCAUCUGUCCUGAAAGCUGCUAAUCUAUGGUCUAGUGAAUUUAUAUUAUAUGCAGAUAGUGAUGAACUGGGGGAUAGAUGAACAGCAAGGGUGAUACCACAUUACAAACCGGAAGCUUCUUCAGUAGCAGCCCUGAUUACCUCCUCACCUGUGCUUGUAGGGAGGCAGAAAAUGUCUUCAGAAGUCAGUGCUGGAACUCUGCACGUUAGGUCCUUUGCUGCUGCAAACAUCAGACUGAUGACUCCUGCGCGUUAGUUCAGAUCUGAAUGUCGGCCUCUGGCUUUAUACGUCAGAAUACGUUGAUGAUUCUUGAUGUGAUAGUUUUGACUUUUAGAUGAUAUUUGAAAACUCAUUGGUAUUUGCAUAUUCAAAGACUUUUUCUUCGACUUGGAUUUCUUAUAAAAUUAUCUUUCUCUAAGGAUAUCAUUUUUGUUAAGCCUUUACUGUUAUGUGUUAUUUGUAGAGGAUAAUGCUGCAUUUGUAAUGCUGUGUUUCUCUGUAUUUAAUCUGUCAAAGGCUAGUGUGGCUAGGGAAUUUGGCAUUGUGUCUUUCUUCUUUGCCUGUUUUAUGGCAAGUUUUAUAUCCAUUCCUAAAACAGUGACCUCUGGGAGAUGAGUUCUAACCGUAGCCAGAAGAUCCGUGUGAGGUGGGGAUUGAUAUGUUUCGUCUACCAGCAUGGAUGUCCAGAUCCCUGGCACAGCACUUUACCCUUCUGGUGAGCUCCCUGGGUAUUUAGUAUAAGUCUUCUGUGUCAGGAGCAGUCUUUUCACUACUAAGUUUUCACCAUCGAACACUGAGCUUUCCUCUGGCUAGAUGUAUAUUUUGAAGGCUGUACUGGAUAAACCCCAGAUGGAUAUGUUUCUCAUUUGACUUCUCAUUGUUCAGACUUUGAUGUGCCGAGAUUGAUACUGUCUCUAAUUGUUGGGUCUCACUGCUGCCUGUUGUGAUUCCAUGUUCCUUGUGAUUCCAUGUUUUCCAUGGGGAAGGUACCUUCCCCAUGGAAAACUGGAGCCUAAUUAUUUGGCCAUGGUAUUUAAACAAAAGUAACCAUUUGUUUACAAAGCAUUUGUUAGCAAAAUCCUUUGAAUAUUGAUAUAGACCUGUUUAAAAUUAUCUACAGCAGAGUGUACUUUCCAAGGAACUCUAGAUUAGAAGCACUUUCAUAGAAAAGUAAUUACUGCAGUAUGAAUUCAGUGUAACAUUAAAGUUUUUUGGCAUUUGCAGUUCAGUCAUCUCCAUUGGAGCAGAGGAAAACACACGAGAUAGCCUUACACAAAUGUACCCUUAUUUCAGUCUGUCCCUCGCCUCCAAAUGGCUAAGGUGUUGGACUUAGCUACUAAUGUAUAAUAUGCUGAACCUGUCCAUGGCUGUCUUUCUUCACAUUUUAAAAUUUGUGUAUAACUGCUCUUUUGCUUUUGGAUAUAUUUUUAAUUAAAAAAAUCACAUGAGAAAUGUAAUCUGUAUAGUGAUACUUUAAUGAGCACAUACUCAAUAAACAACUGCAGUGAUGUCGACAGCA
This is a messenger RNA of Arvicanthis niloticus (Nile rat), 4966 nucleotides long. It is a transcript of the gene Pdlim5, whose product is annotated as PDZ and LIM domain 5. The record is from RefSeq and is a predicted model, not a curated record. Gene Ontology annotation, cellular component: adherens junction; Z disc; filamentous actin. Gene Ontology annotation, biological process: heart development; muscle structure development; actin cytoskeleton organization. Gene Ontology annotation, molecular function: actin binding; muscle alpha-actinin binding. NCBI's taxonomy places the organism in Eukaryota, Metazoa, Chordata, Mammalia, Rodentia, Muridae.